AUGUCCACAAACGAACAACUAUCGGCUAGGAAUUCCUCUGAGAGUGAUCGUGAUCAUCAGGAGGAGCAUAGCCCAGAGAAGCAGGAUGAGUCGAGGGGCGUGGUGGGGGAGGCCGCUCCAGUCGACCAUCGAGUCAUUUUUGAGCGGAAGGCCGCACUCUUGAAUGCUGAGAUCGAUAAAUUUGGCUUUGGCAAAUAUCAAUGGUGCAUUUGGAUGUUGUGUGGCUUGGGCUAUUUUGUUGAUUUGGCCUGGGCACAGGGUGUGGGUUUGAUGGCCACCGCAGUGUUAAUUGGUGCCUUUGGAUUUGGUGUACUCACCGAUAUCAUCGGACGAAAAUGGGCGUUUCAAAUUACAUGUCUGAUAGCAUCAGUAUUUGGCAUGUUACUGGCCGCAUGUAAAGAUAACUAUGGUGCGAUCUGUGGGAUUUACUUCCUUUCUUCGAUCGGUUUGGGAGGGAAUGUUCCAAUCGAUGCAACUAUUGCCCUCGAGUUCCUGCCACAGAACCGUCGCUACCUGGUAGCCCUGCUGGGAAUGUGGCAGCCAAUUGGUGUGGUAGUUGCCUCAGCUAUUGCAUAUGCUACGGCUGCUCGUUAUCGAUGCGAUGUCAAGCUGCCUUCUUGCUCGGCCGUUAACUCUGGUACCGCUUGCUGUACCGUGUCAAGCAAUAUGGGCUGGAGAUACAUGGUGAUAAUUAUCGGCACUAUGACCCUUACCAUCUUUUUUGCCCGAUAUCUCAUUUUCAGAUUUCACGAAUCCCCAAAGUUUCUCGUCAGCAAGGGACGUGAGCAAGACGCUAUCGAUGUUUUGCACAAAAUCGCGAAGUUUAACGGUGCCGAGCCACCCACAUUGACUAUGGAAGACUUCCAGCAGAUUGAUCGCGCAGCUUGCGUUAACCACAGACAGCCAAUCGGCGAAAGAAAUACUAAAACUGUCAUUGUUGGUAUUUUUAAAAGUCUUGGUUUCCUCCAUGGUCUCUUCGCGGAUAAGCUUCAAUGCUUUAGCUUUGUGCUCCUUGGCAUUGCAUACAUGGGCAACUACUGGUCAUUCAAUUUAGCUGGCUACUUCCUACCAAUCGUCCUUCUCAACAACAAUGUGGACAGCGGUGCAAACAAUGUCACUGAGACAUACCGGGAAUACGUGUACAUUUAUCUCCCGGGUAUCAUCGGCGCCGUUUUUGCCCUCAUCUCCAUUCAAAUGCCCCUAUUCGGUAGGAAAUGGUCUCUCGUCAUCUCAGCCACCUUGCAGGGUGUUUCCAUGGCCAUGUAUACCCAAGUUGAAAACACUGCUGGAUAUGUCGGGCUCAAUGCUCUUGAGUAUAUUAUGCAGAGUUACUUUAAUGCUGUUCUCUAUUCCGCUUCUCCGGAGAUGUUUGACACCAGUUAUCGGGCCAGCGCUAGUGGCAUGUUAUCUUGCCUUGGCCGGAUUGCCGGUAUUGUUGCCCCAUUUGCAGGUCAGAAAUACAUUGCUACCGGUAGAGCGGGUGUACUCUGGCUGGGCGCAGGUGGGAUUUGGGUUUCAGCUCUUCUCAUGUGCUUCCUUCCGAUUGAGAUGAGGAACAAACAGAUGUAUUGA
Penicillium salamii is the source of this 1572-nucleotide messenger RNA. Lineage: Eukaryota; Fungi; Ascomycota; Eurotiomycetes; Eurotiales; Aspergillaceae. The record is from the annotation of a GenBank genome assembly.